Camellia sinensis is the source of this 2604-nucleotide messenger RNA. RefSeq names its product PLC-like phosphodiesterases superfamily protein. Gene Ontology annotation, biological process: lipid metabolic process. The record is from RefSeq and is a predicted model, not a curated record. NCBI's taxonomy places the organism in Eukaryota, Viridiplantae, Streptophyta, Magnoliopsida, Ericales, Theaceae. Gene Ontology annotation, molecular function: phosphoric diester hydrolase activity.
UCACCCGCGUGUGUGUGUGUGUGAAGCUGCCUUUCUCUCUCUCUCUCUCUCUCUCUUUCUCUCUACCAGAGGAGGAGGUGAGAUUUUUUAGUACACACUCUCUCUCUCUCUCUCUGCAUAUGCAGUAACCAUGUUGGUGUUUUUUGCGAAGAAGCGUAUAAGCAGAUGCAGAGCUCCUGCAAAUUGGUGCCUCUUUCACUCACUCCUCCUUUUUUCGGUUUUCUCCAUCACUUCUACUGCUUGCUCCAAUAGAAAUUGCCAGCUUCUAGACUCGUGUUCUUCUCCGACCGACUGUGCUUCUUCUCUCUACUGUGGCAAUUGCCCCUCAAUGAAUAAGAAUCAACCUGUCUGCACCAGAGGCCAAGCUAUAAUUCCCACCUCUAUUAUCAAUGGUUUGCCCUUCAACAAGUACUCAUGGUUGGUCACCCAUAAUUCGUUUUCCAUUGUUGAUGCCCCUUCAUUGACCGGUGCUCAGAGAAUUACAUUCUACAAUCAAGAAGACACUGUUACUAAUCAAUUGACUAAUGGAGUGAGAGGGCUGAUGUUGGAUAUGUAUGACUUCGAGAACGAUAUCUGGCUCUGCCAUUCAUUUCGUGGACAGUGUUACAACUUCACCGCCUUUCAACCUGCAAUUAACACCUUGAAGGAAGUAGAAUCGUUCUUAGGCGCAAAUCCAACAGAAAUUGUAACCAUUAUAAUUGAAGAUUAUGUGCAUACUCCAAAAGGGUUAACAAAGCUGUUCACUAAUGCGGGGUUAGACAAGUAUUGGUUUCCUGUAUCUAAAAUGCCAAAGAAGGGACAUGAUUGGCCCACUGUGACUGAUAUGGUCCGAAAGAAUCACCGGUUACUGGUUUUCACUUCUGAUUUUUCAAAGGAAGCAAGUGAAGGAAUUGCGUAUCAGUGGAGGUACAUGGUGGAAAAUGAACCUGGGGAUGGUGGUGUGGUACAAGGCUCUUGCCCGAACAGAAAGGAAUCGCAGACGCUCAAUUCGAGGAGUGCGUCUCUUUUCCUACAGAAUUACUUCCCGACAAUCCCAGUUCAAGCUGAUACUUGCAAAGAGCAUUCAGGUCCUCUUGCUGAUAUGGUUGGUACCUGUUACAAAGCAGCAAAGAAUGUGAUGCCUAACUUUUUGGCGGUGAACUUUUACAUGAGGAGUGAUGGAGGAGGUGUUUUUGAUGCUCUGGAUCGAAUGAAUGGCCAGACAUUGUGUGGAUGCAGUUCUGUCACUGCUUGCCAGGCAGGAUCACCUUUUGGAGUGUGCAAAAGCAUUCCAGUAUCUAAUGGAACUUCACCAACCUCUGCCGCUGGAAGUUUUUCCGGAUCUGUGGAGUUAUCAGGAUCUGCUUCUACAGUAAAUGUUACAAGUCCCUCGGUUUUCUGCGUGUUUUAUUUCAUGUUAAUGCUGUUUCUAUUAUAACUAUAAAUGGAAAUCUCUGAGGUAGAUGGUUAAUGAGCUGCACCCUUGGGGGUGGGCCUCUGGUGUCUUAGUACGUCAAUUUUGGACUCUUAGCAUUAGAAUAGGUAUACUGCUUGUUUGCUUUAGAGAGUGAAGGUCAGGAAAUGCUAUCUAGAUUUAUGAAAUACGAUUAAGAGAAGGGAGGUACUGCAUAGGAAUUUGAGGUCAAGAGUGGCCAAAAGAGACCAAGAAGAUGCCAUCACGUGCUUCAGGUAUUUUUACGAGACUUUCUGCUAAUCUUUGGAUACUGCAGUGUGCUUAAUAAUUAAAUAAUUUCUGUUUUUCUAUUUUUUUGCUCAGUAAUUAAAUAAUUAUCUUGUUGUUAUGCGAUGCAUGUCUAACUAAAUUUGCUUUAGAUCCAUGUUGUUUCUUUCAUUUGUUUGCCGUGAUGGGGAUUUGUCCCUCCUCAGGUUGUUUGUUUAUAAACACUACGCAUCUUCGAAAUCCAUUUUGGCAUUGAUAAAGUGUCCUGUUAUUUACAUGAAAUGUAUAUGGGUAAAUGAUAAAGCAUCUUGAAAGUAUUGUUACUGCAAGUAUGCUUAGUUGGUGUUGUUUUAGGCUCGGUAUGCCUCAGAACAAAGAUGUUCAGCAAAGCACUGGAGCUCUUAUUUGGCAUAUAUUAAUCCAAAUUCAACUUUAAAUUUUGAAAGCAUUCAUAUGCCCUCUUUCUCAAAUAUUAGGAAUUCUCAGCAAGUGCUUCUGCUGUACUGCCAUUGUAGCCUACAGAGGGUCAAAUCUUUCACGUGCAUUAGGUUUUUAAGGAUUUCAGCCUCAUCAAUUCCAUCACUUCCCUUUCGGUCAUCGUAUUGACUUUUUAUGAUCAACUUGCACCAAUCAAUUGUUCAUUGAGAUGACCAUCACGGCUCAAAUUAUGUCUCCUUUCAUCAUCAUUCCAGGUAAUUCCAGAUUGCCGUCAUCAUGUGUGGUUGCUAUUUGUUACUGAUGAGUUGAUUUCCAAGUUUUGCUCAUGUGUGGCAUGAGGACAAGUAGUGUGCAAACAGACUUUCCAAGCAAACAAUUGGUCACCCCUGGGAUUUUGGAUCAUUGAUGAGGCUCUGGCAUUCUUACAAACUGUUAUGAUGUCAGACUUAGAGAGUCAAGGAACUUAGCGUAGCAGUAGUUUGUAUUUGGGGCUUCAGCACUCUUAU